This is a messenger RNA of Solanum verrucosum, 1770 nucleotides long. Its product is annotated as AT-hook motif nuclear-localized protein 1-like. Gene Ontology annotation, molecular function: minor groove of adenine-thymine-rich DNA binding. NCBI's taxonomy places the organism in Eukaryota, Viridiplantae, Streptophyta, Magnoliopsida, Solanales, Solanaceae. The coding region runs from base 468 to 1427 and encodes 319 amino acids. The record is from RefSeq and is a predicted model, not a curated record. The transcript is spliced from 5 exons.
UUCUUAAACAAAAUACAUAAUUUUCCAUCCUCAAUAUAUUUAAUUAUUCAAUAAAUUAUUAAUUAAUUAACUUUUUUUCAUCAUUAUUAUUUUCCUUUAAUUACGUUCGGACAUACUGAGGAAAGUUAGCAACCCCUAAAUUAGUUUUUAUUUUUUUAACUUAUCAAAAACUCCACAUUUCACAUUUUCUCAAGAAUCUCAUUACAAUAAAGCUUAAAAAUUCAAUCUUUUCCCCAUAAUUUCAGUCUUUUAAUUCUGAAAAAAAUCUUAAAAUUUUCAACAAAAAAUUCUGAUCAUUUCCAUCUUCAUUUCUGUUUAGCUUUCUUGUUUUCUUCUAAGCUCUGUUUUUCUGGUUAGACUUCAAAAUUAGCACUAAUUAAGCUUUUUUUGAGAAUUUUUUCUUCAUUGAAGGAAAAUUAUGGGGUUUUGAAGAAAAAAAGAGGGAAAUUUUUAAUUUUUUUUUGGCUAUGGAGGGGAGUAACAGUGGAGUUACAGUAGUGGGAUCAGAUGCUCCAUCAGAUUACCAUGUGGCAGCAAGGACCACUGAGAAUCCGACAACACAGACAGUGACAUCCCAGGUUGUUGUUGUUUCACCAACGCCGGCAACAGCUGUGUCUGCCGGCGCCGGCUUAACAGCUCUGAGUGUGAAGAAGAAGAGAGGCAGACCAAGAAAGUAUGCACCAGAUGGGUCUGUAAAUGUUCUUUCCCCAAAGCCAAUUUCAUCAUCUGCACCGUCGCCGGUGAUUGAUUUUUCGUCGUCGGAGAAAAGGGGGAAAAUCCGGCCAGUUGGGUUAGUUAGUAAAAUACAUCAGCAACCUAAAGUUGAUUUAGAAACUCCAGGUGAAUGGGUUUCAUGCUCUGUUGGUGCUAAUUUUACACCUCAUAUUAUUACUGUAAAUACUGGAGAGGAUGUCACCAUGAAGGUUAUAUCAUUCUCUCAACAAGGGCCUCGAGCAAUAUGCAUUCUUUCAGCAAAUGGUGUAAUUUCAAGUGUUACACUUCGUCAACCAGACUCCUCUGGUGGCACAUUGACGUAUGAGGGCCGGUUUGAGAUACUGUCUUUGACUGGAUCAUUUAUGCCAUCAGAGACUGGAGGAAUGAGAAACAGAUCUGGCGGAAUGAGUGUCUCCCUAGCAAGCCCUGAUGGGCGUGUUGUAGGGGGUGGAGUAGCCGGUCUAUUAGUAGCUGCCAGUCCUGUGCAGAUUGUUAUAGGCAGCUUUCUUGCUGGAGACCAACAUGAACAGAGAACCAAGAAAAACAAACUGGAGCCUAUUAUUGCUGCUGUUCCUCUACCCGAGACGGAAGACCCUUAUCACUCCUCAGUAAAACAAACUACACCAACUUCCUCUUCUUUCCGCGUAGAUAAUUGGUCAGCCCCUGAUUCUAGGAAUAAACCAGCUGAAAUAAAUGUAACUCUUCCAGCAUAGGGUGAAAUUUGAAUGUGAUUUUACUAGACCAUAAGUCUACGCGUCUUUAACGAAGUUCCUAUUGAUCUUUCUCACCUCCUAUUUGAUGUUUGUUUGAGGUCUCUGUGCAGUAAUCUAAACAAGUUUUCUAGAUAGCCUUUGCUAUUCUGGUGUUUGGCUGUAGAGUUUUAGAUUUAUGAUGUUUUCGUGACGCUUUGGUUACGAAGGUUACCACGGUCUAGGUUCUUAGUGUUUUAAUGGUUUAUGUCUAGUUUUAACAGGCAUAUUCAUCCUCUUAAUUAAAUGCCACAUUUUGUACUUUGAACCAUUUUAUUGUGAUUUUUAAUUUAGAUUCAUCCAAAUC